Molecule: messenger RNA, 2578 nt
Organism: Diprion similis
Lineage: Eukaryota; Metazoa; Arthropoda; Insecta; Hymenoptera; Diprionidae
Gene: VGlut
Product: vesicular glutamate transporter 1
Exons: 9
Coding region: 133-2052 (639 amino acids)
Biological process (GO): regulation of synapse structure or activity; transmembrane transport; synaptic transmission, glutamatergic
Cellular component (GO): synaptic vesicle membrane; excitatory synapse
Molecular function (GO): L-glutamate transmembrane transporter activity; neurotransmitter transmembrane transporter activity
Source: RefSeq, a predicted model, not a curated record
CGACGGUUCUUCGUCGCGUACCCCGCGGUUUCGAACCCACUACCGCCCGUUACGAUAUCUGGACAUAAUUAUUGGGGCUGCAAGUUUAUAACACAAUCAUCACGGCAAUAAGGCAACCCCAAUAAUUGCAAAAUGUCCAGAUUCGCGUCUGCGGGUUUUGAGGCCUUCGAUUCAAUGAGGUCGAAAGCCUCACAGAAAUUUUCUGGACUAAGGCGGAGCAAUACUGGCUACGAAGAAUUUGAAAUGCCCCCAAACAGAGAGAGCAAAGAUAAUCUGGGGUUCGAGGACGAACGUGGAUACAACUUGAACGCAUCGUUCGAUUCAUUACCGGAACCGGAACGACCGCCUCUACGUCAUAUCGACACUUAUUGUAUGCCUGAGUGUCCUUGCCUCUCGAAGAGGUACACCAUAGCAGUAUUGGCCUGCAUAGGUUUCAUAAUCUCAUUCGGUAUGAGAUGUAACUUGGGUAUGGCCAAAAUGGCAAUGAAGAGUACGACCCUGUCCGGACGUGAGAAGUUCAACUGGACGAUCGGAACGGAGAGUGUACUAGACUCGUCUUUUUUCUGGGGCUACCUUGUGACUCAGGUGCCUGGAGGUUUCCUCGCCUCUCUUUACCCCGCCAACAGGAUAUUCGGAACGGCGAUUGCCAUUUCAUCUUUCCUCAAUUUGUUCGUACCCGGAGCUGUGAGUGUAAACGCUGGCGCGGGCGUGAUAGCCGAGAUUUUCAAGGGCUUGGCAGAGGGUGUUACGUACCCAGCUUGUCACGGUAUAUGGAAAUACUGGGCUCCACCUCUAGAAAGAUCGCGAUUGGCCACUCUGGCCUUCUGCGGAUCCUACGCAGCUGUGGUAAUCGGAAUGCCCUUGUCCGGAUAUUUGACAGAAUGGUUCGGCUGGGAGGCCUCCUUUUAUUUCUACGGUGUCUGCGGGCUGAUUUGGUACGCUUUCUGGCUCUGGCUCAGUUUUGAGAAGCCCUCUAAGCACCCCUGCAUCUCGGCUCGAGAAUUGCGUUACAUCGAGGACUCUCUUGGGCAAGGUCAAGCGCAAAUCCCGAUGCCCACUUUCUCCACAACACCGUGGCGAAAAUUCUUCACCUCGAUGCCAGUCUACGCAAUUAUUGUGGCGAAUUUCUGCAGAUCAUGGAACUUCUAUUUGCUGGUCUUGUUUCAGGCUCGAUUCAUGCACGAGGCUUUCGAGAUGCCUCUCGUGACGACUGGACUGAUCGGAGCUCUUCCUCACCUGCUUAUGACGACGAUCGUCCCUUGCGGUGGUCUGCUGGCCGAUCAUUUGCGAAAACGUGGAAUUCUCUCGACGACAAACGUGCGAAAGCUGUUCAACUGCGGGGGUUUCGGAAUGGAGGCUAUCUUCUUCUUGGUCGUGGCCAAGGCUACGGUUUCUCACAAUGGCACCGCGGCCACGGUCGCCCUCACCAUUGGCGUGGCUUCCAGUGGAUUCGCCAUAUCCGGUUUCAACGUGAACCAUCUGGACAUCGCGCCCCGGUACGCCAGUGUCUUGAUGGGAAUGUCAAACGGCAUCGGCACAAUCGCUGGUCUCGUGGUUCCCUUCUUCGUCGAGUUCGUCACGAAAAAUAAGGACCGCGAGAGUUGGAGAAACGUCUUCAUAUUCGCCGCUUGCGUUCACUUCGUCGGCGUUACUUUCUACGCGAUAUUUUGUUCCGGCGAACUCCAGCCGUGGGCAGAUCCUACCAUCGAGGAACAGAACAGCUGGAACCCCCUGGACGAUUUGACCAAGGGCAAGCCGCCAUUGCCGCCACCACCGAAGCCACCGCAACCGGAGUUCGUGAAGCAACCUUCGCUCAACGGCGGAGACCGGAACAAUUACGAUCAACCGCCAGAAAAUCACCUUUACCCGCAGCUCGAUAAGCGAAUUCAGGACGGUAACUCGGUUGCGAGUUACGGGUCAACGGUGACGAACGUAAAUAAUCCAUUUCACUCGUCGAAUCCGUUCGCCAGUGACGUCAGCGCGUCUCUGGUUCAGCCGCCUGCUGUGGAUGACCACACGCAUGAUGUGAUAGGCGGACAGCAAUGGAACUAAUUUGCAAGAGGUCAGAUUUACGCCGGAUUGGGUGAGUAACUGGAACGUAGGUUGAGAGUGCGGAGAAGAAUAUAAUCCAAUGAAAGGAGUCAGAGUGUUGAUCACGUUUGGAGCCACUUACGUUUUACUUGUAGAAAGGAAGAUUCUUUUUCAUAGUCACGAUCAAUAAUCACACUGUUUUCUCUUCCUCGCAAUAUUUUUCUCCAAAGUAAGAGAAAAAGGGCGAAUUGACGAUUAAUAAUUUGGAAAAUAUGCAUUUGUAUUUAUGUGAAGCCCUGACGAAUGAUUAGUACUCUGUUUUCCGUGGUCAUUGGUGAGAAUCAUUUGGGAUGCGCGUAGAAUAUAAUGAAAUAUGGAAUACCGAAUACAAAGAAUAGCACAAUAUUUAGAAACGUAGCAAUAAAAGAACUUCGAAGGAUUCGAGUUAUGGUUCAGAGAAAAGCAGCAGUAGAAGAACAGUACAAAACAAGUUGAGGACAAAACGAAAGAGAAAAAAUAGAAGUCAAAUAAAAUAAUAUAAAUAAUA